AUGAAUCCGAUUUGUAGAUCAUCCCUCUUGCGAUUAUCUUUACACCGUCUUCACUCACCUCUCCGGCAAUCUUCUCCUAGCUUCAAUUUCUCCAGAAGGUGGCAUUUUGGGCACACUCAUCCCCCUGGAUCUGAUCAAAGGCCCAGUGGUGCCGAAGAAGGGGAGAGGAUAUUCCGGCUUGGUCUCACCGCUGAUAUCGGUUUAUCUGUAGGCAAAGCUCUCACCGGUUAUCUCUGCGGCAGCACGGCGAUCAUCGCGGACGCUGCUCACUCCGUUUCCGAUGUGGUUCUAAGUGGUGUUGCUUUGUUAUCUUACAGAGCUGCCAAUGUUCCCAAAGACAAAGAACAUCCAUAUGGUUGGUUUCCUUACCUUCCUCUUUACUUCUUUACUGUUUUACCGGUUUUCAUGUUUUUUUGGGGUUUUGCUUUUCCUUCAGGUCAUGGUAAAUUUGAAACUCUUGGAGCCCUUGGAAUCUCUACCAUGCUUUUGGCUACUGGCUGUGGCAUUGCCUGGCAUGCCUUUGACCUCUUACUUAGUGCACUGUCCGCAGCCCCUGAGGGUAUACAUGGAAAUCAUACUCAUCAUCACGGAAUUGAUAUGAGUCACCCCACUCUCGCUUUGACUGUUACUAUUGCUUCCAUUUCCAUCAAAGAAGGGCUUUACUGGAUCACAAAACGUGCAGGAGAAAAACAAGGGAGUGGGUUGAUGAUGGCUAAUGCAUGGCAUCACCGAUCUGAUGCAAUCUCUUCUCUAGUUGCACUUGUUGGAGUUGGAGGUUCUAUUCUAGGAGUUAAUUUCUUAGAUCCCCUAGCUGGUCUUGUUGUCUCGGCAAUGAUUUUCAAAGCUGGACUGGAAACGGGACACCAAAGUGUAUUGGAACUGGUAGAUGCUGCUAUACCAGCUCAACAAUUAGAGCCAAUAAGACAGACCAUAUUACAGGUUGAAGGAGUCAAGGGAUGUCAUCGGCUAAGGGGAAGGAGAGCUGGUUCAUCGUUGUAUCUUGAUGUACACAUCGUGGUAGAUCCAUUUUCUAGUGUGAGUGUUGCGCAUGAGGUAGGAGAAUAUGUACGGGGGCAGAUCAAUAAAAACCAUCCUCAAGUGUCUGAAGUUUUCAUUCAUAUAGAUCCAGCUUUCUUACAGUUUUCUAGUAGCAUGAUGGAUCAUGAUAGUAUAAAAAAGGAAAGUAAUCAAGAAAGUAACAUAUGCAAAGAGAUUAAACAUGUCGAAGCUACUGUCUCGGAAAUUUUUUCAUCACAGUUCUCUGAGAAAAUGAUGAUUAAACGAGUUACACCCCACUUGUUGCAUAGCAAGAUCUUGCUCCAAAUCGAAGUUGCGAUGCCAUCAACCAUGACAAUACAGGAGGCCAUGAGAGCCGCUGAAGAUGCAGAGAAGGAGAUUCUGAAGGCAGUCUCAAAUGUGGCUCGUGUCAGCAUUCAGCUUAGUCUCAAGAACUCCCUGCCUCAAUAA
Eruca vesicaria subsp. sativa (arugula) is the source of this 1467-nucleotide messenger RNA. The record is from the annotation of a GenBank genome assembly. Lineage: Eukaryota; Viridiplantae; Streptophyta; Magnoliopsida; Brassicales; Brassicaceae.